Eucalyptus grandis is the source of this 2433-nucleotide messenger RNA. Its product is annotated as disease resistance protein RPV1-like. The record is from RefSeq and is a predicted model, not a curated record. Bases 2 to 1567 code for a protein of 521 amino acids. The transcript has 2 exons. NCBI's taxonomy places the organism in Eukaryota, Viridiplantae, Streptophyta, Magnoliopsida, Myrtales, Myrtaceae.
GAUGCCACAAUUGAAAGUCUUGAAUCUUACAGGUUGUGCUGACCUAUUGAUAAGCCCUGACCUGUCCUCUUUCACAGCCUUGGAGAUAUUGAUUCUAGAACGAUGUUCUCAACUAAUGAAGUUAGAUCCUUCCAUCCGUCAUCUAAAAUACCUGGCUUCCUUAAAUUUGAGGUUCUGCAAUGAACUCAGUAUGCUGCCAAUUGAAUUGAGUCACCUAAAAGCUCUUAAGGAGCUCCUUAUUGAUGGGACUUCAGUACAAGAAAUUCCCGUGUCAAUGGGUUACAUGGAGCGACUCGAGAUUUUUAGUGCCUCCAACUGUCUCCAAUUAAGUCACCUGCCUGAUUCGCUUUGUCACUUGACAGCUCUUUCAGUACUGUUGCUAGAACAUGCAGAAAUUACACGAAUCCCUGACUCAGCUGGAACGCUGGUGAAACUUCGAGACUUGUCUCUAAAGGAUUGUCGUUGGAUAGAAAGACUUCCGGAUUCAAUUCAAAAGUUGAAAAGGUUAGAGCAGUUAGAUAUAACAGGGACAGGGAUAUCUAAAUUGCCCAAUUCAAUUACUUGCUUGAGGUGUUUAAAAGUGUUGAAAAUGGAUUCUUGUUUCAUUAGAGAAUUGCCUAGAGAAAUUGGAAAUCUAGCCAACCUUGAAGAAUUACAUGCUUCGUACUGUAGGAGUUUGAAGGGAGCCAUUCCCAAGGCUAUUAAGAGUCUAGAUCAUCUGAAGAUACUGAGAUUGGGACAUUCCAGUAUUUCUGGCCUACCUUCGGAAAUUGUUAGUCUUUCUUGUCUUCAGACGCUUGAUUUACUUCGGUGCAACAAGAUUCAAGCACUGCCAGAGCUUCCCUCCAGUUUAACUUGUCUGCGUGUGAGUUCUGAAAGGAUGAAGGCCUUGCCAGAUCUUAAGUUUAUGGUGAAGUUGGAGGAGAUAUGCCUGGGUGAUACAGAUCCUAAGGAGCUCAUAUGUGCCUCAACAUGGAAGAAGCCAAGAUCUAGGUUGAGAGAUACCUUGGUUGUGCCUGUAGGACUCCCAAAACUGAAGAUAUUAGAGUUGUCUCAUUCUAAAAUCAGUAGCCUUUCCCUGUCAUGUACACAUCUGAAGAAACUAGUUCUAUCUGGCGUAAAUCUUCAAGUCUCAGUACUUCCCGUAUCAUUGUCUGUUUUAUCUAUUCAGCGUUGUUUUUCUUUGAAAGGAUUGCCAGCGGUUGGAAAUUUGAGGACGCUAUCAGAAAUAAAUCUCAUCCAAUCAGCAGUAGAAGAGAUCAAGGGGCUUGAAGGACUAAUUGCUCUGGAGGUCCUGAAUAUAGCGUACUGUGAAAUACGAAAUCUCAAUGGGCUGGGACAAUUAAGUGCUUUACGAAGAUUGAUUUUGUCAGACUGUGAUUCACUUGAUGAAUUACCGGAUAUAUCGGACUUGAAGAUGUUGAAUGUCCUAGAAGUCCAAAGAUGCAAGAUCCAUGAUAUUGAAGGCCUUAAAGAGUUAACCUCCUUAGAAGUGCUGCAUGUUAGUGAAUGCGAGGCAGAAAAAACACAGCAAGUACAGGAUGCAUUAAAGCGUGUGAUGGCAUGAUCAAUAAACUCUUGAUGUUCUGUGCUUUUGAGUGCAUAUUCUAUAAUUCAGAUGGCUCUUCAGACCCAAUCAAAAGCAUACAGCUGUGGGGGGGGCGCAACAUCAUUGAAGUCCAACCUGAAAUUGAGUUGGCAAAGUGGCACCACAAUUGCAGGAGCUGCAAUUUGAAAUGUGGCACCAAAAGCCUUUCGAGUCCUUCAUCUGUCAAAAGCGAACCAAGUGCCAUAAACAACCACCCUUGCUCAACCUCACAGAAUUAUCCAACUACAAAGAGAUUUGGAAAAUCAGAGGCGGAAUUUUCUUGUCUCAGAGGCAUCUCCAAUUCUAAGACGGUACACAUGAACAUGAUGCAGGGGCACAGUCGGUAGCUCUCACAUGGGAUCGGACCCCCCAUGCAACUGGUUGUCUGGCAUGUCAUAUGCAGGAGAUGUAGAUCAGAUACUACGUUUAGGGUAAGACAUGCUCAGACGAGGUAAUAAUAAUGAUUUCUUCCUUGACCAAAAUUUAUGAUUUGAUUGACUGUUAGAAACUCUCCUCUUUUGCUCAAGCUCAGUGAGUGGUUAUGAAAUACACCUAUUUUCCAGGGUUCUGUUACUCUUUACCUGUGAAGAAAGACUUAUUAGCCUCGGAUUGAUGGAGACUCUUCCUCAUGGAAUGAUAUUGUUUCUCAGGUUAAUAGUUAUCUGAGAGGCAACACUAUGCGGAUUAUAGUCUUUAAACUAGGCCAAAAUGCGUCAGUUUACUACACUUGGAGAACCAGAAAUCAAAGUUCAAUCGUCCUGGUAAUCACAUUUGUAUUGAGAACAUUUCAAUUGUUUUUAUGCUGAUUAAAUGCGAAUGACACGCCCCAGAUUACUGCCCCUCUA